AUGUUCCUUUUAAUCAUUACCCUAAUACUUGGUCUCUUUCACGGAUCAAGAUCCCUCCAGCCAGUACCACCUCAAGGAAAUGCUGGUGCCUGUGCUAGCUAUAAAUUUGGAAAUCUUCUCUAUUUGGGGCCGGCAAAGACGAUGACCCAAAUGAUGGCAAAUAUCCAUUGCGAAAUUGCUUUGUUGAAGAGAGACGGUCGAAUCACUGCCUUCAGGGAUCGACGACUCAAUACAGGCUUCGGAAACAUUUGCUUCCCGGAGCAACGACGUGAAAUGAUGGCCACGUCAGCGAUGGUUCCAUUCACUGGAUGGAGGGACAAGGAGAGAUUCUUCAUCUGGAGAGAUCCCGUCGAUCGUUUCCUUUCCAUAUAUGCACACAUGUGCGAACGAGAGCAUUUGUGUGGGGAGGCCGGCAAAAAUGUGCACACGUUUGCCCGUGGUGUCUAUCGAAUAUUGAAGGAUGGGAAUUUUCCACUCGGCGCAAGGGAUCAGCCACGUUUGAGACAUCAUAUCAGUCCACAAUCUUGGUACUGCGAUAUCUCAAAACAUCACAAAACGGAUAAAGUCAUCGAGUACACAAAUAAUCGGGGUUUGAUGAAGAAACGACUUGUCAGGGUCUUCCGAUCAACGGACAUUCCUCGAUGGAUUUGGCAGAGAGCUCUCCGGCGAAUUGUGCGCAAAGACAGCCAAGUCAAUCUGAAUUCCCAUCGAAAGUACAAUGGACACCCCGUCACUUCCCUGCAUUUGCCCACCCACACGGGCCUCAUCGAGGCCACGACCACCACCAUGCGAAGAGCAGCUCGAGUGAAGAGGCACAAACGGUACGUCGAACGGCAAGAUUGUCACUUUUUUGAUCACAUACUGCAUCAAAAUUGGAAAUUUGCAUGGGAAGCCGGUCGAAAA
This is a messenger RNA of Mesorhabditis belari, 903 nucleotides long. NCBI's taxonomy places the organism in Eukaryota, Metazoa, Nematoda, Chromadorea, Rhabditida, Rhabditidae. The record is from the annotation of a GenBank genome assembly.